AUGUCAUCAAACUCGACGCAAGGAUAUCCAGGGGGGAUAUACAUACGCUCUGCCGAGAAACGUGAGCAUGUCGGACGCAAAGAGCACAAUGUAAAAGGGGAGGGGAAAUGGAGUGAGUAUCUAGCAAGGGCUUUUCGUAACUGGCCCGCCAAGGCUCUAUCGGGGAGGAGGAACGAUGCCAGAGCAUUGCCGGGGACAGAGGGUGACUAUGAACCACACCUGUCUCUCGCAAUUGAUCAUCUAAUGGCAUAUUUUGGACAGGAAUUAAAAUCGUCUCUCCAUGGCUUUAUCGAGCUGCAGGAACAGAUUGAUGAGGGGGAGGGCGGCUCGGGUCCGAGCCGCCCGGACAGCCGCCACCAGGGCAUCACAAAAUGUGACAACGGUAACCGGAGCCCCCGACACACGCGUUCGUUCUCAGUAACUCCGCGAUGGUGA
This is a messenger RNA of Chaetomium globosum CBS 148.51, 435 nucleotides long. RefSeq lists its product as uncharacterized. Lineage: Eukaryota; Fungi; Ascomycota; Sordariomycetes; Sordariales; Chaetomiaceae. Bases 1 to 435 code for a protein of 144 amino acids. The transcript has 2 exons. The record is from RefSeq and is a predicted model, not a curated record.